GUUCCUUCUUGCUUGAUUGACCAAUCUUACUUUGGUUCUUUUCUUAUCAACCUAGGACUUUACCUUCUUAUCUUUUUUCUCUUUGUCUACUUCUCCAUUCUGUAUGUCAAGCCACACAUCAUUCCUCCAUACGCAUCUUUAGAAGAAAAGCAAGACGCGAUUGCUAGAGCAAAUGAAGCAUUUGUCAACAAUUGGCAUUGUUAUGACGUAGACUACCCUAUUCGAUAUUGUUGUGUUUGCAAACGUUUUAUCCCUCAACGUUGUUUCCAUUGUUCUCAGUGUGGUUAUUGUGUCGAAUUAAAAGACCAUCACUGCGAUUACUUUGGUUUUUGUAUUGGUCGUCACAACUUACUUCUAUUUUACCUCUUCUUUCUUACCCUAAUAGCACUUUGUCUUUACGGCUUUGUGUGCUUCUUCCACCUUUGUUAUGUUGUUGGUUUCGGCACAUUUACUCCUCUCCGUAUUUUCAAACUCAUUGGUAUUCUCCACAUCCUUGCGUGUUUGUCUUUGGGGUUGAUUCUCUCUUUCUACUUUCUCAAUAAUUCUCUCUCCUUAUUAAUCAAUCGCAAAACACAAUUCGAGUUGUUACUUGAACAUCGUAUCUCCCUUAAACUCCAUUCAGUUUGUUUUCUUUCUUAUAACUCUUAUUCUUGA
Molecule: messenger RNA, 654 nt
Organism: Entamoeba histolytica HM-1:IMSS
Lineage: Eukaryota; Evosea; Mastigamoebida; Endamoebidae
Exons: 1
Biological process (GO): peptidyl-L-cysteine S-palmitoylation; protein targeting to membrane
Cellular component (GO): endoplasmic reticulum; Golgi apparatus
Molecular function (GO): protein-cysteine S-palmitoyltransferase activity
Source: RefSeq, a predicted model, not a curated record